GUAGACUCCAUAUAAAAAGAGUAUAACAGUAUAUCGCUCUGGUAAACAGUUCGUUCUUCACAAAGCUACCGUUAAUGGCCAAUUUCCUUGAAAGUUUGUCACGUGGAUGAGAAUGCACUGCUGCAGGUUUACAGGUCAAUCGGCUACAUGUCGUGAUUCAGAGAUGGUUUCAACUGCAGUGGUGAUUUCAGUACUAGCGAUUCUGGGGACUGCAACUGUUGUUAUCAACGUCUUGACUCUGAUGAUCAUUUACCGAAGAAGGCGUUUACGAAAACCAAAGAACUAUCCAAUAAUUAGCUUUCUGCUUGCCGGCUUGAUUCAAGGAAUUAUUGUAGUACCAGCGUAUUGCUUGAAGCGACUUGAUUUGUCCAACGUUCCUGAGUGGAUUUGCGAUCUGUUUAGAUUCCCAUAUUUCAUGUGCGGUCAUAUGCUGACGCUCAGUAUACUUCUCGUAGCCAUGGACAGGAUGGUCGCUAUCAACUGUCCUUUCAAGUACCACAAUAUCAUAUCCAAAUGCAGAAUGAUCACAUGCAUCAUAUCAUUUUGGGUCGCGAUCAUUAUAAUUGACUUACUUCCCUUCAUCUACGGGGCCUCCAAAGACUUGAAAUGUAAAUAUGUGCCGUGGAGGGCUUGGAGCAUUGCAGUUCUCGUUCUUACGAUUGUAAUACCCUUUUUGAUCAUAUCGGUUUGUUACGCAUGGAUUUGGAGGCUAGCUGCACGCCAUGCGAGGGAAAUUUCACAGGCCUCACUGGAAGGACACCAAGAAGCGAAAAGAGGUUUUAAGACCUUAAUAGAGUUGAGGGCAACAAGGACCACGCUCCUUCUUGUUGGAAUUUUCUUGCUUUGCUGGGCGCCGAUUGGUAUUUACUAUUUGGUUGAAAACAUUUGCGGUGAUUGUGUCACUAAUGCAGUUUCUAUCCACAUGCAGGAGAGCUUUAAAUUCUGGGUGAAGGUCAUUUCAUAUACAUCUAGUAUCUUUUCGCCAUUAGCCUACUGCUGGAGGAACAGGGAAUUUAGGCGUGAAGCAUCCACCAUGCGAAUAUCACAGUUCAAAACAAACUCCAUUCCUCAUUUAUUUUUAAAACCGUUGCAAAAAGGAGGGGCAAAGUUAAACAAUGGAAUGACAGACUGGGCUGUAACGGUUGGUCCAACAGUGAGUCCCGAGAAAAACGCGGAAUCAAUCAGAGACCUGGCGAAUCAUAAAUAAGCCUACCAAAAUUAUAAAGUAACUAUUUAACCAACCAAUUUCGAACAACCUGCGAAGAAGGCUUAAGUACAAUCUGUGAGAAAGGAUUUGGUGCAAUCUGUGAGGAAGGAUUUGGUACAAUCUGUGAGGAAGGAUUUUUUGCAUUCUUGAGUUAAUUGUUGACCCUAAAUUUCAUGAGAAUACCAAUUCUUACAUUAUUAAUUGCGUUCAUACUUUUGGUAUUGCUAUUUAAAAUCAACAUUGUGAUAAAAUUGGAAACUUCUUCACAGUUGAGUACGGUUGUUAUUCAACAGGAUAAUGGAGUAUAGAUUGAAACUAAAAUGAUAACAGGUAGAAGACGCAAAUUAUUUAAUUUUUUUACCGUCCGACAAUCCAUGAUGUUUUAAAUAAACCAUCGCAGCGGCUUGUUCGGUGGCCUGUUUGCUCUUUUCCCUAAAAUAUUCAAUAAUAUGGAAUCUAAUAAUUAGUCUAGUUGUAAUUAGAGAGCUGUGUAUCUUCAUGUUUCAAACUUAAUAACACAGUGAGCUUGGGUCAUUUAAUUGAAUAUCAAAA
Rhopilema esculentum is the source of this 1759-nucleotide messenger RNA. RefSeq names its product beta-2 adrenergic receptor. Gene Ontology annotation, biological process: G protein-coupled receptor signaling pathway. Gene Ontology annotation, cellular component: membrane. The record is from RefSeq and is a predicted model, not a curated record. Gene Ontology annotation, molecular function: G protein-coupled receptor activity. Lineage: Eukaryota; Metazoa; Cnidaria; Scyphozoa; Rhizostomeae; Rhizostomatidae.